Phlebotomus argentipes is the source of this 1854-nucleotide messenger RNA. RefSeq names its product cAMP-dependent protein kinase type I regulatory subunit (gene Pka-R1). Gene Ontology annotation, cellular component: cAMP-dependent protein kinase complex. Gene Ontology annotation, biological process: regulation of protein phosphorylation. Gene Ontology annotation, molecular function: cAMP-dependent protein kinase regulator activity. Bases 122 to 1255 code for a protein of 377 amino acids. The transcript is spliced from 8 exons. Lineage: Eukaryota; Metazoa; Arthropoda; Insecta; Diptera; Psychodidae. The record is from RefSeq and is a predicted model, not a curated record.
CGUGAAAAACUCGCUUCUGGUGGGGGAGUUUUUUCAGCAAAACGCAAGUGGAAAACAGUGAAAAUUUUCGUGAAACAGAGUACCAAAAACGUGUGAUAGAUCAUCUAUAUCGAGAACCGCAAUGGCCGCCCUAGAUUCCCUGGAAGAACAGAGUCUCAGGGAGUGCGAGAACUACAUUCAAACCCACAGUAUUCAGCAGAUCCUCAAGAACUGCAUCGUGCAGCUUUGCGUGCGACAACCUGAGAAUCCAAUCUCUUUUCUACGACAAUACUUUCAGCGACUCGAGCGCGAGCAAGCGAAGUUGGACGCCAGCAAGCAGGCCACUAGUCCAGAAGAGUGUGAAGAUUUGAGCCCAAUGCCACAAUCAACGGCACCGCCAGUGAGACGGCGUGGCGGAAUUUCCGCGGAGCCCGUGACUGAGGAAGACGCCACGAGCUAUGUCAAAAAGGUCGUUCCAAAGGACUACAAGACCAUGGCGGCUCUUUCAAAGGCCAUUGCCAAAAAUGUCCUCUUCUCUCACUUGGAUGAGAAUGAACGAUCAGACAUUUUCGAUGCAAUGUUCCCGGUUAAUUGCUUAACGGGCGAAUCAAUUAUACAGCAAGGCGACGAGGGUGAUAAUUUCUACGUUAUCGACCAGGGCGAAGUUGAGGUGUUUGUAAAUUCCGAACUGGUGACAACAAUCGGCGAGGGUGGGAGUUUUGGUGAACUGGCACUAAUCUAUGGGACACCGAGAGCCGCCACUGUGCGUGCUAAGACAGAUGUGAAGCUGUGGGGCAUCGAUCGUGAUUCAUAUCGACGCAUCCUGAUGGGUUCCACCAUCAGGAAGAGGAAAAUGUACGAAGAGUUCUUGUCCCGCGUGUCAAUUUUGGAGAGCCUGGACAAAUGGGAGCGACUCACGGUGGCGGACGCCCUCGAGCCGGUGAGCUUCGAAGAUGGGGAGACAAUUGUGAAACAGGGAGAACCUGGAGAUGAUUUCUACAUCAUCGUCGAGGGAUGUGCUGUUGUCCUGCAGCAAAAGGGUGAAGCUCAACAGAAUGAAGAUACAGCAGAAGUUGGACGUCUCGGUCCGAGUGACUAUUUCGGCGAAAUUGCUCUCCUCCUGGAUAGACCACGAGCGGCCACAGUGAUGGCCAGAGGUCCUCUCAAAUGUGUCAAAUUGGAUAGAGCAAGAUUCGAACGUGUCCUGGGGCCUUGUGCUGAUAUUCUUAAGAGGAACAUUACACAGUAUAACAGUUUCGUCUCACUUUCUGUCUAAGAUAACAUUAAUAAUAGAAAAAUGCAAGAAGCAGGAAGAGUUUAGAAAGAGGAGAAAUGAGCCCAAAAAUUUCAAACAGUGAUUGCCUUCAAUCAUCCAAUUUCUUUCCUGGCAUUCUAUAGGCGAAAACGUUCUCAUAUCUUUUUUGUAUAGUCUCUUUUUGGGAAAUGACAAUUGUUUACACCGAGAUAAUUGCAUUUCACUGCACAUUGAUAAGCUAAUAAAACAAAGAAGCUGAAGAAAAAAAAGAAUAGAGUGAACAAUUCAAAAGUAAAACAAUUUCUUAAUAAAAAAAAUUGUAAGAAAAUGUAUACAAAAAGUAAUUGAAAAAAUUCGUAAGAAGGAAAAAUGAUAGUAAUUGACUUGCGAAAUAUGAAUUUUUAUAUAGAACCUUUCAAUGUAUCGUAUUUAUGAGAAUUUUUAGUGAUAAAAGGAAUCAACUAUCAUCUAAUGUGGCGGCGUAAUGAAGUGAAAUAAAGCACUAUUGAGUUGUCAUUCGUCAUUGAACGAACAUAAUUUCGCUUACCUUUCCAUACAAACCAUUUCUUUUCCACUUAAAAAAAAAUGUGCACUUUCUUGUACUGCAUUGACGAAUGGUG